Caenorhabditis remanei is the source of this 321-nucleotide messenger RNA. RefSeq lists its product as uncharacterized. NCBI's taxonomy places the organism in Eukaryota, Metazoa, Nematoda, Chromadorea, Rhabditida, Rhabditidae. The transcript has 2 exons. The coding region runs from base 1 to 321 and encodes 106 amino acids. The record is from RefSeq and is a predicted model, not a curated record.
AUGUUCUGUAAAGUCUCUAUUCUUUCCAUUCUGGGUCUGAUCCUGGCUGCAUCAGCAUUUCCACCAAAUCCAGCAGUUCUCAAGAAAUCCCACGGAGCAUUCUGUCACCUUUGUGAGGAUCUAAUAAAGGAUGGAAAAGAAGCAGGAGAUGUUGCAUUGGAUGCAUGGCUCGACGAAGAGAUCGGAACUCGCUGCAAGCAGUUCGGAAUUCUUGCUUCGGAAUGCCUCAAGGAACUGAAAGUGGCUGAACAUGACAUCUGGGAGGCUAUUGAUCAAGAUAUUCCAGAAGAGAAAACUUGCAAAGAUGUUGAAUUAUGCUAA